Molecule: messenger RNA, 1675 nt
Organism: Spirodela intermedia
Lineage: Eukaryota; Viridiplantae; Streptophyta; Magnoliopsida; Alismatales; Araceae
Source: the annotation of a GenBank genome assembly
AUGGCUGGAGAGAAGGGGAACGUCUCUCUGCUCGGAAGCUUGGUUCUCUGUCUAUGGCUUCUGUGCCAUGAGUCUCUGGCCCAGACAUACUUGGAGCAGGCCCCUUUCCGGGGAGCGCAACGGAGGCUGGGAGACCAGAGCAAGUGCCGACUGGAGAACCUCCGGGCGCAGGAUGCCCACCGCCGCGUCGAGUCCGAGGCCGGCGUGAGCGAGUACUGGAACAAUGCCGACCAGCAGUUUGAUUGCGCCGGCGUCGCCGCCGUCCGCCACACCAUCGAGCCACGGGGGCUCCUCCUGCCGGAGUUCUCCAACUCCCCGAGUCUCGUCUACGUCGUCCAAGGCAUCCCUUCCAAAACCCUAAGCCCUGAACAUUCUUCUUCCUUGCAUCUAAGGUAGUAAUCUCUCUGCUUCAUGCGCAGGCUCUGGUAUUAGCGGCGUCGUCAUCCCCGGCUGCCCCGAGACGUUCCACUCCUUCGAGCAGAGCCAGCGGCGAGGGAGAAGAGAGGACCCCCACGGCGAGCAGUCGUCCCGGGAACAGCACCAGAAGAUCCGGCGCUUCCGACAGGGGGACAUCCUCGCCUUGCCCGCAGGGGUCGCCCACUGGUGGUACAACAACGGUGAGACCCCCUUCAUCGCCGUCGCCAUCUUCGACGCCGCCAACGAUGCCAACCAGCUCGACCGCAACCCCAGAGUAAGAAUCCGAGUCAUCUUCUCUGGAUCUUGUUGCCGUUUGAUGAUCCAAAUCAUCGUCUCGCUUUCGCAUUUGUGUGCUGUGCUAUCAGAGAUCGUUCCUGGCGGGACGACAGCAGAGAGAAGGGUGGCAGAGGGAACGCGGCGCGGAGGAGGAGAGCUCCGGCGGCGGCAACAUCUUCGGUGGCUUCGACGACGAGAUCCUGAGCGAGGCCCUCGGCGUGAGCCGCGAAGUGGUGAGGAAGCUCAAGAGCGAAAACGACAAGAGGGGAAGUAUCAUCCGAGUGGAGAGGGGGCUCCAGUUGGCUGCCCCCCGCUACGAGAGGGAAGCGGAGAGGGAGGAGCAAGAGGACAACGGCCUCGAGGAGACGCUCUGCAACUUGAGGCUGGACGAGAACAUCGCCGACCCCGCCAAGUUCGACAUCUACUCACGGCAAGGAGGUCACCUCACCACCCUCAACAGCCAGAAGCUCCCAGUCCUCAGGCUCCUCCGCCUGAGCGCCGAGAGGGGCCAUCUCCGCCGGGUUAGCUGAAAACGAAUCCCUUUCCUUCUCUUAAUACGGCCCCCAUAAGCUAAUUCCUCUCUCGCUUUGCGUCGCAGAACGCCAUUAUCGCUCCACUGUGGCACAUCAACGCCCACAGCGUCAUCUACGCGAUCCGCGGCACCGCCCGCGUGCAGAUCUCCGGCGCCGGGCAGCGGCCCCUCUUCGACGGCAACCUCCGCCGCGGACAGAUCCUGGUAGUGCCGCAGGGGCACGCCGUGGUGAAGCAGGCCACUGAGGAUGAAGAGUUCGAGUGGGUGGCGUUCAAGACCAAUGACAACGCCAUGGUCAGCCCGCUCGCCGGCAAGACAUCCGUCUUGCGGGGGAUCCCCAUCGGCGUGCUGUCCAACUCCUAUCGCAUCUCCGAGCAGGAGGUGAGGCGCAUCAAGUUCGACCGAGACGACGAGACCUUACUCCUCCGUGCGAGGAGGGCCUCGCAGUGA